AUGUCAACAGCACACAGACUGGAGACAGAGCCAAUAAAGUCGAACUGACUUUUAUACUAUAUGCUCGAGGACUAUUCGCCUUUUGAGAACACUGUAAUGCUUUCAUGAGGUCUGAGAUUCAAACAACAGAGUUUCCAAACAAAUCUUUCAAUAAUUGCAGUAUCAGACUCAGCACGAGACAUAAAAUCUGAAUCUGUUAACUACUGUGUUUUACUUUUGGAAAACAGUUCAACUGAAACAUAUUCCAGUGGAUUAAUUAAAGACUGUCAAGGGGGUGAGUCAUCACCCAUGGAAUGGUUACCAAUAAUGAAAUAAUGACCAUUUUAAAUGUAAUUAAACCAAUAACAUUGUGAUUUACCAAUAAUGUAGUAAAAUGUUGAUAAAGAUGAAUAAAUGUUAUCUUCUCUUGUUAGGCAGUGCCCCGCCCGGUCCAGUGCCAGCAGGCACCAUCAGAAUCUACAGCAUGAGGUUCUGCCCUUUUGCACAGAGGGCAAGAUUGGUGCUGAAUGCUAAAGGAAUCAAGCAUGAAAUUGUGAGCGUCCACCUGAGAGACAAGCCUGACUGGUUCCUGGAGAAGAAUCCUCUGGGUCUUGUUCCAACCCUGGAGACGUCUGCUGGUGAGGUGAUCUACGAGUCCCCCAUCACCUGUGAGUACCUGGAUGAAGUGUAUCCCGGGAAGAAACUGCUUCCUCCAACUCAUUUCGAGAAAGCACAGCAGAAGAUGCUGCUGGAGCAAUUUUCUAAGAUAGCAGGUUACUUCUACAAAAAUCCAAUGGGGAAAAAGAAUAGUGAGGAUGUCUCAGAGCUGGAAGCUGAACUCAAAGAGAACCUGAUGAAACUGGAUCGAGUUCUCACUCAGAAGAAGACCAAGUUCUUUGGUGGCGACUCCCUCACAAUGAUCGACUACCUGAUGUGGCCAUGGUUUGAGAGGCUGGAGGUGUUCGACCAGAAUCAAUGUUUGGACAGCACACCUGGGCUGAAGAAGUGGACCGAGCGCAUGUUGGAGGAUCCAGCUGUCAAAGUCUCUGGACACAGUGUGGACACCUACAAGGCUUUCUACACCACCUACUUGGAGGGCAAACCCAACUUCGACUACGGCCUGUAAAGAGCUGUCGUCCUUCCCACAGUGGGCCACAGUGUGACAGACAACAC
Molecule: messenger RNA, 1152 nt
Organism: Salarias fasciatus (jewelled blenny)
Lineage: Eukaryota; Metazoa; Chordata; Actinopteri; Blenniiformes; Blenniidae
Product: glutathione S-transferase omega-1-like
Exons: 5
Coding region: 374-1105 (243 amino acids)
Biological process (GO): glutathione metabolic process
Cellular component (GO): cytoplasm
Molecular function (GO): glutathione dehydrogenase (ascorbate) activity; glutathione transferase activity
Source: RefSeq, a predicted model, not a curated record